UCGGCAAUCCGGUGAACACCGCGAGUCGCGGUGACGUCUCCCCCGAACGGGUUACAUAAUUACCGAGCAGCGCGCUUCCUGCCGGUGACGUCGCCGUUAAAGUCCCUGCGCGGCGCGGACGAUGCAGCAGCAGCCGCAGCAGCCGCCGCCGUCAGCGCUGCCAGUCAUCAGAGAGGGCUCCCUUGUUGGCCGCCGCCUCGAGCCUCGCUCGGCCUCUCUGCCUCCUUCCUAGCUCAGCGGCAGUGGUAGCCGCAGCAGCAGCAGUAGAAAGCCUCUCUACUCUCCUCGCUCGCUCGCUCGCUCUAGUCGCCGUGUCAAGAGAAGCGGAUAGAGAGGGAGGCAGGAGGAGGUGGAGCUGCUUCGCUACAACAGCCAGCUCCAUUGUUACACAGCCUGGUCUCGCACACCGCCUCCCCGUGGUGUUGUUGUUAUUAUUAUUGUUGUUGUUCUCGGCCUAUCUUCGUGUUGGCUUGUGCCGAUUGUGGUGGUGGUGGUGGUGGCUGCGCGGAGUGUGACUGUGUGUCGUCUUCGGCGCUUUGAUCACUUCACCAGUGGCGAGGUCUCCCGCGCACGGAGGGUGUUGUGGUUGUUCGAGAUCGGCGGCGUGCUUGGGCAAGUCUCCAUCGCUGCUUGCGUCUGUGCCGUGCGUGGAGCGAGCGCCACCACCACCCCCAUCCCACCAUCCCACCCACUGCCGUGCCCAGUACACUCUCACAUUGCCCCCGCUCUUCCCCGUCAUCUCUCACUCUCGGCGUUCUCCCUCCACUCUCCUCCUCGCACUCCUUCCACUCUCCCUUCCCGUCUCUCGCCCCCCCCCUCCUCCACUUUAUCCCUCACUCGUGUCGGUCUCUACCUCGUAUCGCUCUCCCCUCUCUCCCCUUCAUCUCUGCCCCCCACCCCCCAAUCGCCUUCUCGCCACCCCCCACACACCACCACCACCAUCAUCUUUCGCCUCCUCUUCGCUGUCCCGCUCAUCUUUCUCCUUCCGCUCUUCCUCCUCGUCUCUCUCCGCCGCUCUUCCUUCACUGCCCCCCCCCAUCUCUCAUCCUCCCCCCCCAUCUGCCCACUGCUGCUGCUGCCCGGCCGGCCGGCACCUCAGCCCCGGGCUGAUUGUUAUUCUGGGCUGAUUGUUAUUCUGGGCUGAUUGUUAUUCUGGGCUGAUUGUUAUUCUGGGCUGAUUGUUAUUCUGCGUGGCCCGUACCUGCGGGGUGGCGCGGAGGACUCCCGCACAGAGAGAGGGAGAGCAGCUCCGGGGCAAACGUUGCUGGCCACAAAGUCCCGAGCCGCGCGCGAGCGAUGGCGACGCUGCUCCGAAAGAUCGGCCUCAUCCGCUUCCACCAGCCGGAGACGGGCAGCCCCAAGGGCUCCCGCAAGGCGCGCAAGAACAGCAUCACCGGCGGCGGCGGCGGCAACAAUAACAACAACAGCAGCGGCGGCGGCAGCGGCGGUGGCGGCGGUAACAACAACAAUAGCGGCGGGUCGCAGAAGGGCAAGGCUUGCGUUGCUUUGAACGGCGGCGGGAGGGACGGCGGCCCCGUCUCGCUCCCCCAGGCUGGCGGCCGCUCGAGCGAGCCGGCCAAAGCGGAGGCCGUGCCGGCGCCGCCGCCGCCGCCGCCGCCCCCCCACAAGGGCCUCUUCGGGAAGCCGUCGUCGUCGUCUUCGCUGCCGCCGGCGCCGGCCAACCGGCAGCACAGCUCGCAGGUACGCGCCCGCCGCCUCAUGAAGGAGCUGCAGGACCUGAACCGGCUGAGCGAGGAGGUGCUGAGCGUGGAGCUGGUGGACGACAACCUGUUUGAGUGGAACGUGAAGCUCUACCAGAUCGACAGGGACUCGGCGCUGUGGCAGGACAUGCGCGAGACGGGCGUGGACGGCGUCCUCCUCAACCUCGCCUUCCCCGAGAACUUCCCCUUCUCGCCGCCCUUCAUGCGGGUGCUGAGCCCGCGCAUCGAGAACGGAUACGUCCUGGACGGCGGCGCCAUCUGCAUGGAGCUGCUCACGCCCAGGGGCUGGUCCAGCGCCUACACGGUGGAGGCCGUGGUGAGGCAGUUCGCGGCCAGCCUCAUCAAGGGACAGGGAAGGAUCUGCAGAAAAGCGAGCAAGGCCAAGAAGGCGUUCACGAGGAAAGAGGCGGAGGCGACGUUCAAGAGCCUGGUGAAAACUCAUGAAAAAUAUGGCUGGGUGACGCCGCCGUCUUCGGAGGGAUGAGUUCGACACCCCCCCCCGCAUCUCCUCCCCCAAACCUCCCUGGCCGUCGCCCCACCUCUGUCCUGAAAGUCCCCACCCUCGUGUCUACCCAGUGGUCGUUCUCUUUUUAAUCCUUGGUUCGGCGGAGGCUACACGUGCAUCAGUUAUUCAGCCGAUUGCCAUUGCCUGGGCCCGUUUGUGAAAUUGCGAGGAGAGAAGAAAUUCUACUGGAGGGGGGGGGAGCUGUUAGGUGAAAAUGUGCAAAUCCCCCGCUCCGUUUGAUGUCUCGACUGUCCGACGUUCACUUUUGUGCACAUUUUUUUUGAGAGGUUGUUGCUCGCGUGCAAUUGCGUUCACUGGUAAGGGUGACCCUCGGCAUUCCACGGCAACAAAGUGGCUUCGUCGGCAUUCCGUUGCACCUUGUAAUGCAAUGAUCCUCACAGCAAGCUGCACGGCUAGAAGUGCCAAUUGAGCCGUUGGAAUGGAAGUUACAAUGAAAACGUGCUGUUUAAGGAGAUCGAAUAGGUAUCUACGAAAGUGGAUGGAGGUUGUCCAUAUGCCACAUAAAUCUUGUGAGGUUUUUUGUCGUUGCAUUGUUUUGCCUUGCAUUUGUCAAGUGGGUUUGGUCUUUCAAAAGGUCCCAGUGCGUUUUCGAAGCUUGAAUUUAAAUUGAAAGGAAGUGAUUGUUUUAGUCACGUGCAUUUUCCUAGCCAAUCAGAACUGUGGAGGUUUGUGUUGUCAUGGAAACUGAACUUAAAAUGGCAGCAGAGGUCAAGAUGCCUCUGAUCAGAGCCCAGGAAAGUGCAAUAUUUCCGUGGGGGUAAAGCAAAACACAAGCUAAUUAACUAGUUAAAACACUACGAUGGCAAUUCUCACGCGACGCACAUUGUCGUCACUGACCGUUAUGUCUAUUUCGGUGACUGUGACCCUUACAGACAUCCUUUUUUUUAAGCGUGUAAUUUAUUGUAUGACAUUUGCCCAAGUCAGGCUUGUUUUGGUGGGAAGAUAUGUUAUCCCUCGUGAUAUGCUCUGACCUACAGAGUGAAUUUGCCAGAAUAUUUAUUUUGAUCCAAUUUGCACGCCACAUUUGAGGCAAAAGAAAAGUCGGAGUAUAUUAUAGCGAUGGCUGUUGUUUUAAGGUUGUAAAUAGUUUAUCUGUACGUUUUAUAUAGAGAUGUAAGCAACACGGUCUAUAAUUAAUACGAAUGUAACAUUGAAUUACAUGACUAUAUUAAAAGUAUUGCACAACUGCAGAAUCCAUAGUAAUAAGCUGUCAAUUUUGAUUGGAUCUCAAUACCAAUACCCAAUAGCCACUAUUCAGAUGUGCAGAAGACUUCUUAUUCGAUACAAUCUGUGAUACCCAAGCUGGGUGAAAUUUUCAGCUGCAUAUACUGUUACAAUAUGACGUCAGAUGAUGAUGUUGCGUGUCACGGUUGGCUGGAGGGGAUGUUGCUAUCGUACGUCUAUACAAACGAGAGCCGUUUCAUUCAAAGUAGCAUCGUAGACAGUGUGCAUCGAUCCACUCUCAAUGCAUUGUCCUUUCAUUAGCUAGGGUAAAAGCCCACGGAUUCAUUACCACUUUUGCUAGAGAGUUCCUGGUUAAUUGUAGUUGCAUGUGGGAAGUGACUUUUUGCAGUUUAGGUGCAGAACAUAUUUAAGCGUGGCUUUGUUUGAGCAUUGUCACAGAUGAAGCGUAUACAUUAAAUCCACACGGGUGCUUUUUAAGCAUCCAUAUCAUAGUAAAUGGCUAUGUUCAUCAAUUGCCUGCAAGAAAACAUUCCAGUAAAUCACCUGGCACCUGUGGUGGGAUUCGAACCCAUCGAGUCUGUGUGAGCGAGCGUUCUGAUCAUGAGACCAUAAUCAGUAACCCCGGUAUCAUGAAACAGAAAAUUAGGUCUCUGAGCCACCCCGAAUAUCCCUACAUGUCUGCCAUUUUAACAGAAAUGUUCUCGGUUAAUGAACGGUUAUAUUCAACAGGGGGCAGCCCUGAAAGCCAACAUAGCUCGUGUGUGGUGCUGACUCGGUUCCCCCUUGUCGUCAUUGUCUGCCUCAACGAGCGUAGGUUCCACUCGUUUAAGUGACUCUCUAACGUAUCGUCAACUCUAGAUCCCAGGCGGUUGUGGUGCACGCCUGUAAUCCAACAGUGUGUAGGCAGCAAGGGUUGGUGGAUUGUGAAACUCCCUUCCCAUGGGGAUUGAAGAGCCAUACCCUGGCUCGCCAGAAGAAGGCAGUACAGCAAGUGGACGAAUUGCCAUCAGUUUCCAUCUGUACGGGGGAUGGUGUUGCCCCCCCCCCUCUCCCUUAUGCGCUUGGGUUGUCUCCCGGUUGCUACGGGUUCCUUCCGCUUGUAUGAAGACUCCUUAAUUGUUUGAAAAUAUCUUAAAAUACAAAAAAAAUGCAUCGGGACCCUAAUGAAAAACAAAGUGUGUGGCUCUCCUGGAUAAAAAAAGGAAAUAUUCUUACAAUGUUAAUUUGCGCAGUGGCGCACAGCCAUGAUGCAGUUGUUGAAGGGCAGGGUUGGUGGAUCUGUGCAGAUUGCAUGCGUCAUCCUCUCGAAAACGCACGUUUCUGGGUGGUGCAUGUUUCCUGGCACUUCCGUUCCCUUUCAAAGCACUCGUUAGAAAAUAUGGCCAAACAUGCAAAAAUGCAGGACACUCUUAAGACUCGGAGCCUUUCCUGGAUUAAUUAGGGAAUAAUUAUUAAUAUCACGUUUUCAGUCUAACACUGGCAGAUGGCAAUAUUGUUAAUGGCAAAAGGUUACAUUGAGUUUUCAUAUUCUUUUGUUCUUUCGGUAAAGUCACGCAGAUAGAAAAUAAAAAUAUACAACAACAAAAAAACCCACGACCUUUCGAUCGCAACACAAGCGGUCGUCAUCAGGAAAAAGGGGGGUUAGCCUCCCAAGCCAAACUGUUUAUAAAGGUUUACAGAUGGGCGUAGUCCAAGUGUGUCGGCAGCAUGAGCGGGGCAGCUCAUGUUAAUGUAGGAAAAGACAAAAGGGGAGAGAGAGAGGGGGUAGAGAUAAGGGAGAGAGAGAGAGGGGGUAGAGAUAUGAGGAGUUUGCCUUUUCAGGCUUAACCCCCCUUUUCCUGCUGACGACCGCUUGUGUUGCGAUCAAAAGGUCGUGGAGUUUUUUUUGUUUAUUUUCAUUUUCUAUCUACGUGACUUUACCGAAAGAACCAAAGGAUAUGAAGUCCUGCAGUCACGAAAGUUUUAAGUAACAAAAAAAAAGGCACAUUUAUUUUAUUAUUUAUUCCUUGUGUUGUGCGCAGUUACUCCCAUGGAUACCGAUGAAAGCUACACAGACAGCUGCUUUCCCAGUCAGUAUGGCUUUGGUCUCACUACAGACUCUCCUAUCGCAGAGACGAUAUGAAAUGCCAUGGAAAGGAGUGGUUGAAACAAUGCUGAUUGUUUUUUUUUUAUGAUUGCUUCUAUGUAUCAGCGUGUCUGAACUGUGGUUUAUGAUAUGGAAGGAUAGAAGAUAAUGGAGUUUGGCUUUCUGUAACAAAUUAAAAAAAAAAUAAUUUGUUCCAUGCGUCUUGUCUGAAAAAUUGACCGAACUUAUAUUCAAAUAUGUAUCUUGGGCAGGUGUUCUGGGUGUUGCUAUGUCACAAGUAAAAACAAAUCUUUACGUGCUCUUUGAGGGCACCAACAUUUUGUUUUAAACCCUCUAGUGUCAUAUUGCUCACGAUUCCUGUAACACACACACACCCUCCAUCGUGCAUUACAGGAAAGAUCCUCUUAUCUUCAGUGACGUGGGGGACAGACAUGACGGAUUUGGUUCGCAAAACAUUUGCACAUUAUUGGAAGCCAAUACUUUACGCAGGACGGGGAGCUGGGGGGAAUCGCACAAAUAAAAAUAGGAGAGCUGAAAAUAGGACUUUUUGAGCCCCUACAGCUAUUGCAAUUUGAAAUAGUUGUCGCGGAUAAGAGUUCUACCGUAUAAUUUUGAUUUGAAGCUUUCGUGACUGCAGGAAUCCAUACUCUUUGCUUCUUUCGGUAAAGUCGCGUAGGUAGAAAAAAAUCAUAGAUCACGACGUUUCGAUCGCCACACAAGUAAUCGUCCCACCUGAAGAUGAUUGCUUGUGUGGCGGUCGAAACGUGGUGAUCUAUUAUUUUUUCUACCGUAUAAGUUGUAUUUUUAAUUCAAGGCUGCUCCCUGUAAAAUGAGUUGUGCAACAGUGCUAAUAUAUGUUGCAGCGUCGGAGGCGUGGUGUACAUGUGCCAACGAUUACAACCCAAUUGUGCUCUCAGUAAUUUAAUGAGGCAAAAAAACCGUCCAUCUGGAACCCCUCCAGACAGUAGAACAUUGUUUCGUCAGGGAACAGCUCUGGAAGAUGACGCUACAACUGCCGUCGCUUGCAUAGGCCUCGCAGACCCAACACGAGACGAUAGCACUCCUUUAAGUCACGGGGAAGAAAGUGGCUCACCACCUAGCGGUCAUGUAGUAUAUUUGUGAAAUGUAAAGCAGUCUUGCUGGGCUGGGGCAAAUACAGAGUAGUAAAGUGAGAAACCCAAAUUAUGUUUAAGUGGAUUACUUCUGCAGUUUUUGGUAACCAGACUAAGACCAUCUGCCUCGCUACACUGGAGGACCUGGUUUAAUGACGACUGCCCGAAUUCCAUCCAGAGUCUUAGUGGUGCUGGCUCACUGCUCAGACGCAGCCAUUAUGAACGUCAUACACCACCUGGCUACCCUUAGUCCACCUAUCCCACCCGGUUGUCUUGAAAUAUUGGUAAUAUUUUUUCAAACAAACUUCAUCUUAAUUAUAUGAAGUAGAGCUUUGUUUGUUAAUUCUCUGUCCCGCUACCUACAGCAGAGUAACCCAUCACAAAGUGCAGUCCAUGUCAUGAUAUACAAUAUGCCUUGUUGAAGACGAAGUUGAAUUAAACUGGAGCCGUAUAUAUGCUGCACAUAUGUGCAAUGAUUAGAUAUCACAACACUUCAGAAUCUUGUUUUGAAAUCGACAAUUGAAGUCCUGGUUUAAAUCCAGGUGGGAAAUGUGGAUUCAAACCCAGUUUCUCAUAAUUACUGGCUCAGAAUUUUGCCCAUAAACCGUCCUGGCUUAUGAAUGGUCCCCAUAAGCCAUUAAUACGGAAAUAUCUAAACAAAUAUAGUUAUGAUAGUUAUAAAAAAAACAUAACUCGACUAAGCAAAUCUUAUCUAUCCAACAACUUGACAAAUUUAAGGCACUUACUGCUGUCGGAUAAAAUACAAAGUGCCAUUUGUAUGGAGCUUAGUGGCUAGGUAUUAUUUCUUUUUAAUUGUCAUUAAGUUGCAUUGUAACUAGUAAGUGUUAUUUGUACGUGUAACUUGCCUGCCUAAUGUGUGACGCCAAGAAAUGUAAAAAAAAUAUAUAAAAAACGAUUUAAAAAAAAUAAUAUAUUAAAAAAGUUACAAAAAAUUGAUCGGAUCGCUGCCACGUUUUUUGUCCACACCACAGUCGUUUUUGCCGAAAGACGUUUAAAGAGGCAGCCUAUACAUAUAUAUGUAUAUUAUGGACACAUUGCUUUGAUGCUGUGAUGGUGGCGAACGUGUCUCCCCUGCGACCGUAGUGCUUCGAGUCGUCCUGUCUUUGUGUCGUGUCUCCCUCUUGGCUGCAUCCAUGGAUUUACAUGCUGCAUAUCGAACUUGGGAACGCACGUGUGUGUGUGUGUGCCCGCAUCGUGUGUUAUUUCAUUGCCACAGAGGAUGUUUUAAAUAAAGGUCUUUUAUCACGA
Petromyzon marinus (sea lamprey) is the source of this 7899-nucleotide messenger RNA. Its product is annotated as ubiquitin-conjugating enzyme E2Q-like protein 1. Lineage: Eukaryota; Metazoa; Chordata; Hyperoartia; Petromyzontiformes; Petromyzontidae. The record is from RefSeq and is a predicted model, not a curated record.